Molecule: messenger RNA, 2445 nt
Organism: Hyalella azteca
Lineage: Eukaryota; Metazoa; Arthropoda; Malacostraca; Amphipoda; Hyalellidae
Product: diphthine methyltransferase
Exons: 13
Coding region: 1172-2383 (403 amino acids)
Molecular function (GO): protein binding
Source: RefSeq, a predicted model, not a curated record
UCGUGAGAUAUAAUUUGUUCCAACAUAAUUUACUGCUUUUUAUGGUGUAGGAAAAUCUGUUGAUAUUGUUCUGUUGACUUGUGAGGUGCUGGUAAAUAUAUUUAGCUCUGAGCUUAUAUCAUCCAAUUUGAAUCAAUAUUAGGAUUUUAUAACAUGGAAAAUUUUCAACUUUAUUGAGAAGUCAAAUCAUUUUCUUCUUUGUCGAUAGAAUUCUAUUGCAACUUACAACUGAUGUUAGAAGGCUUGUUGUGUUCUAUCACGACAAUACUUGGAGAAUGUUUCUCAGAUUGCCACAUCAAUGGGAAUUCUCGUGAAUGAAUGUUACUUUGCUAAUAAACUUUAGUAAACUGGUACGUGCAAAAGGAUUUGAGAUAAAUUGAAAUUUUACUGUCCUGGUUGAGAACGCCUACGUCGGAGUGCCACAUGCUGCAGUUCCUUAUGUCAAGACAGGUGAGUGUAAAGUUUACACAUAUGCUGUGUCAUACAAAAAUUUGAUCAUUGACCUAAGGGUACAUUAACCAUUUUUGGGUUAAAAUGUGGUGUUACUUGUCUUCGUAUUUUUUUUUUCAGCUCGUAUAAGGGAUGGAGCAAUGCUCCUGAAUCUACAAGUUCUUCUGACAGCUGAAAAUAUGUCGAGUUGAAGUCUGCCACGAAACGAUACCAGUCGAUCACCCACGAGUUCUGAACACGUCAAGACGGGGAUCUCUUUCAUUGGUGGAUCAAUCGCCGACUUUACAGAGCUGUUAUGGUGUGGAAGGAGUGUUCACUUCUCACUGAGGGAGUGCAGACUGACAACCUCCGUUACGCUGAAGAGUGCUGCUAAAGCUUUUAAGAUGAAGAUUGGUGAAAGUGUUGACUUCUCUCCCUCUCUACACGGCUCUUGUGUUGACGCGGAUCGAUUUCAUUGGUGGAUCAAUCGCCGACUUCAUACGACUGUUAUGGUGAUAAACGUUUUCCUUGCGAGUAGAAGAAUCGGCUUCUCUCAACACAGCUGUUGUGAUUCGUUUCAUACCAAGUACAAAUUACGUUCAUAAUGCGAGCUUCGGCCUUCAAAAUUUAGGAAACCCUUCGAUCAUGUGCUGAACCACUACUCUUCGUUUAAUGAAGUUCCGGGAAGUCGUGCUGUCAAAAUCUUCGUACAAGAGGACUGGCAUUUGAAUAUUUCUGAAUCAUGAAGACUGAAAAGUUACUUCAGUGGUCGACCGAAUAUUACGCCGACAGUGCUGAGUUCUGUCCAUUACUACCUUUCCAAGACGUUUUUGUUAUUGGUACGUACCAAUUGGAAGAAAAAGGUGGCAACGACAUAUCAUCAAAUACUGUGCAUCAAGAGAAACAGUCUGUUGACGGAAAUGAAGUCACAACUCUCGCGGAACCAGAAAACAUUUCCGAGGUUGUGAAGGAACAAAGAUCUGCUCAAGAAGAUUUAGUCUUAGGGACCACGAGUCUUGACUGCAGCAAACGACGUUCAGGUGAAGAUGGAGGGAAGCAAAAAAGGAAGGGUUGUCUAUACUUGCAUAAAUUGGUGCACAGGAACAAGAAGCACGAUCUUCAGGAAAUAAAAAUGGCUGGUAUUUUAGAUAUGAAGUGGAGUUGUCAAAAAGUGUCAGGCCUCAUUUUGUUGGGAGUUGUCACCUCUGAUGGCGAACUCGUGAUACUAAAACUUCGAGAGGAAGAAGAGAAUCCGUCGCUUGAAAUUCUGUGCAGAAAGUUCCUUGAAGGACAAGACGUGCUUGCGUUGUCCCUGGAUUGGUCCAAUCGAAAGUACGCAACUGAGUCGCCAAAGAUUUCUGUGAGUGAUUCUGGAGGGAAUGUGAGCGUCUACGAGUUCUCUAACUCUAAUUUGUCGCGCGUCAGCUUCGCUCAAUGUCAUGCAUACGAGGCUUGGAUCACUGCUUUCAACUACUGGCAAAAUGACAUCGUCUACUCGGGCGGUGACGACAGCAAGCUCAGAGGAUACGAUCUCAGGAUCGGACUUGAAAGUCCGUAUUUUUGCAAAUCCCAUGAUGGAGGAGUAACGAGUUUUCACGCUAACGAGCUGCGCGAGCAUCAGGUGGCAAGCGGAAGUUAUGACGAGGUGGUGCGGCUGUGGGAUGCCAGAAACUGGCGACGACCUUUGAGUGAAACACGCGUCGACGGAGGCGUGUGGCGUCUCAAGUGGAGACCCAGCGCUGGGACGCACCUCUUGGCUGCUUGCAUGUACAAUCACUUCCAGAUCAUAGCUGUGGCGGACGACCCAUUGCACCCUGAGGUUGUUGUUAAGUACGAAGGCCACAACAGUUUAGCGUAUGGAGGAGACUGGUGUUGGAGUGAAAAUCUGAUGGGAACGAUUGUCACAGCGUCGUUUUAUGACAAGAAAGCCUCGCUCUGGGUUGCAGACGUGUAGAUGAAACUGGUCUGGAAAUUACGUCGAAACCAGUGUAAAAUAUACUUGAAGCUGAAAUGAAA